Coffea eugenioides is the source of this 1311-nucleotide messenger RNA. Its product is annotated as pentatricopeptide repeat-containing protein At1g31790. Lineage: Eukaryota; Viridiplantae; Streptophyta; Magnoliopsida; Gentianales; Rubiaceae. The record is from RefSeq and is a predicted model, not a curated record. Bases 1 to 1311 code for a protein of 436 amino acids. The transcript is spliced from 3 exons. Gene Ontology annotation, molecular function: protein binding; RNA binding. Gene Ontology annotation, biological process: RNA modification.
AUGACUGUGAGAAGUUCUUGUACUUGGGCUGUAAUGGUUGCUGGGUAUUUCGAAAAUGGUGAUUAUGGGGAGGUUAUUGAUCUGUUUUUGGAAAUGCAGUGCUCGGAGCGAGCUAAAGUUGAUGGUGAUAUGGAUGACAUAGUGGCUUCUGCUAUAGUUGUGUGUGUUCUUAAGGCUUGUGCUAAAACAGUGAAUAUGGAACUUGGCAAACAGGUACACGCUUGGGUUGUGAAGAUGGGUUAUGGCGAGAAUCUGGUUUUCAGUGGCUCUUUAAUGCGCUUUUAUGGGAAAGCAGGGUUUCUAGAAGGUUCUGACUGUGUUUUUUAUCAGGUUCCAAAUCGGAAUAAGGUGAUAUGGACAACUAAGAUUGUUAAUCAUUGCUACGAGGAGCAGUUUGAUGAGGCAUUUGAUGUGUUUAAACAAAUGGGGAGGGAGGGUGUAAAGAAGAAUAGUUAUACUUUUUCAAGUGUUCUUAAAGCAUGUGCGAGUAUGAGGGAUGGCGGAUGUUGUGGUCAGCAAGUACAUGCAAAUGUCGUCAAGUUAGGACUGGAGCUUAAUGAGCAUGUACAGUGUGGGUUGGUUAACAUGUAUGGUAAAGGUGGGUUAAUAAAGGAUGCGCAGAAAGUUUUCAAGAUUUGUGGGAACAAUAGAAGUGGUGCUUGCUGGAAUGCAAUGCUUACUGGUUAUAUACAACAAGGGCUUGGCAUUGAAGCCUUUAGAAUCAUAUGUGAUAUGAAGGCAGCCGGCUUGCAACCCCAAGAAUCAUUACUCAAUGAAGGUCUCGAAGCUUCUAUGUCUGCCCGUAAAAUGGUGUGGGCUGCCACACUUGGAGAGCCUAGCUGCAGGAGCAUAUCGGGGCCUUGGCCACCUGGGAACCCAUCAACACCAUUGGUAAGCAACUUGUUGGCUGUUCAACAAGCUGCUGCAAGGAAUACUGCAAUUCCUGAACAAAAUUCAACAGAGACUAAGACUUCCAACUUGGUAGGACUGCAAACUACUGCUCAUGCUACCCUGAGAGCUGAAAUAUCUUCAUCCAACUUGCCAGUGCCCACGCCACCAUCUCAAACUUCUGCAAUGCUGGUUAUUGCCCAUUCUUCAGUUAUCUCGCGAACUGGGACCAACGCUGCAUAUUCCCCAUCUUCGCGGAAACUAGCAAUGACCGAUUCCUCUGAGACCCUAUCAGGACCAUACCAUCCAUCAGUGCUUUCAACCAGUCAUUGGAGGCCACUCUAUCCCAAACAUCUGUUUGUCAGAAAACUUCAAUGUGGGACGUGGAGUAAGGGCACCUGCUGCACAUCUACGACACAAUAA